AUGCUGUCCAACCUCGCUCUGGCUUUGCCAUUGCUCUCGACGCUGGCCGCCGGCGUCUCUGGCGCCGCCAUUCGCACUCGCGGUAGCGGCGUCAACCCUGCUGACUUCAGCUCCGAAGGUCUCGUUGCCAUCGGUCAGUUCCCUCCCAGUCUGCGAGACAAGAACAACGAGACCAUCGGUGGUAUCGGCUCUGCUGGCGGUCUCGUCCCUGGACAGUAUUCUCGCAACGGCGAUGUCUACUCGGGCCAGAUCUACUUCCAGCCUGACCGUGGAUACAACGUCGAGACUACGAUCGACUAUGUCGCGCGUCACCACAGCUUCAAGUUCAGCUUCCAGGAGUACACGGGCUCGAGCAACCUCUCGUUCAACCAGGCCAUCAAGCUUUUCAAUCUCACCUAUCAAGACACGCUCUUCUACCACGAGGCCUCUGGAAAGAACACCACCGGUCUCGACCCUACCCUCGUGAGGACGGGCGGACUCAGCGGCACCAGCUCCAAGGAUGGCCCUCUCGGUGCAGCUAACGCUCCCAAUGGUCCUUCUUCGAUCUCCUUUGACGCCGAGGGCUUCUCAGCUAAUCCGGAUGGAACUUUCUGGGUCUCGGACGAGUACACUCCUGGCAUCUACAAGACCGCUGCCGACGGCACCAUCAUCGCCUACAUCACCCCUCCCGAGGCUGUCCUUCCUCGCAUCGGUGGCAAGUACAACUUCACCUCCAAGUCGACCCCCGACUCUGGUCGAGGCCCCAAUGCUGGCUUUGAGGGCAUGGCCGUCUCGUGGGACGGCAAUCAGCUGUUCGGCGUUUUGCAGUCGGCUCUGACGCAGGACGGUGGCGACGGCGCUCCCUACCUGCGUAUCUUCGAGUGGGACAUCUCGUCUCUGGCUAGCGUCACCAGCUACCAGGGUGGCGCCAACCCUGGCAACAACGUCUCGCUCAUCGCUGAGUACGCCUACAAGGUGCCCGUCUCGAGCAAGGGCAAGGCUCGCAACGUCAACGACCUCAUCUACCUCGGCCACAAGACCGUCGGCAUCCUUGUCCGUGAUGGCAACGGGUUCGGCAGCGACGAUUCGGGCGUAAAGUACAAGCACAUUGACAUCCUCGAUCUCUCCACUGGCACCAACUUUGCCAACACCAAGUACGACAACGCUACCGGCUCCAUCGCUCCCGGCGGAAAGCUGGUCAGCGGCAUCAACCUCGCUUCCUACAGCAGCCUUGUCGACUACACGAGCGACCUGGGCAAGUUUGGCAUGCACGGCUCGGGUGACCCAGUCGACCCUACCCUGCUGGCUGCCAAGAUGGAGAGCGUGGUGCUGCUCCCCACGCUGCCCAAGUCGAGCAGCGACAGCAGCUUUGACAAGGACGAGUACUACCUUGUUUCGGUCAGCGACAACGACUUCCAGACCAAGAAGGGCUACAUGAGGGCGACGGGCGACUACUCGGCCGCUUACCCGCAGGACGUGCCCACGCAGCUGUUUGUCUUCAAGGUCAAGCUGCCCGGUGUCAACAGGGACGACGUGAUGUCACGUCUUGGCCUUGCUUAG
Messenger RNA from Kalmanozyma brasiliensis GHG001, 1539 nucleotides. RefSeq names its product Phytase-like domain protein. The coding region runs from base 1 to 1539 and encodes 512 amino acids. Lineage: Eukaryota; Fungi; Basidiomycota; Ustilaginomycetes; Ustilaginales. The record is from RefSeq and is a predicted model, not a curated record. The transcript has a single exon.